GCUGCUCUGGCUGCGCCCACUCCUGCGCUCUGUACUCCCGCAGCCGGUGGGCUACGCAGCCCCAGGGCGGCCGCGGCCCUCCAUCUCCAGUCCGGAGAGGGGCGGCCCGGCCCGUGGGGCUCAUCUCGGGUCGCUCCCCUCUCCCACCCGCGGUUCCCUGCGUAGCUAGCUCCAGCACCUAACUUUGCCACCUUGCCCUUCGUCCCUGCUGGGCGCAAAUCUGCCCACCCGCUGGCUGGUCGCGCGUCCAGGGACUGUGCGCCUAUCAGCGGAGUCGAGCUCCCAUCCCGGAGCGCUGCUGCUAGGGGCGACUCCGGGGAAGUGGCCGGGGUAACAGCGGCUGCUGCCUCGACUUCCCUAGCCAGCUGCAGAGGAGGAUCCUCGGAGCUGCUUGGGCUCCUAGCCGCUGAAUGACUGCCACGGGGAGCGUGCCCCGCACCUGCAUUGGUGUGUGAGAACCGGGCUGGAGAGCCCACGCGGCUGAGGAGUCUAAGCGAGAUUCAUGACUGAGGAAACGCAGCCUCUGCCUCAUCUCUCCUUGGCACUUCCCACACAUGAAGGGAAGACACGCUUCUGUUUAGAAGACAAGCACCCAGAGGCAGAGCCCCUCACCCACCAUGAGGGGGACCUGUGUCAUCGCCUGGCUUUUCUCAAGUUUGGGGUUGUGGAGACUCGCCCACCCAGAAGCACAGGGUGCAGCUCAGUGCCAGAGAGCUGAGCACCCUGUCAUUUCCUACAAAGAAAUUGGCCCCUGGUUACGGGAGUUCCGAGCGGAGGACGCUGUGGACUUCUCGCAGUUAACAUUUGACCCCGGACAGAAAGAACUUGUUGUAGGAGCAAGAAACUACCUCUUCAGAUUACAGCUGGAGGAUCUGUCUCUUAUCCAGGCUGUGGAGUGGGAGUGUGAUGAAGCCACCAAGAAGGCCUGUUACAGCAAAGGCAAAUCCAAGGAGGAAUGCCAGAACUACGUCCGGGUGCUUUUGGUGGGUGGUGACCGGCUAUUCACCUGUGGGACCAACGCUUUCACACCUGUCUGCACCAACCGCUCGCUGAGCAACCUGACCGAGGUCCAUGAUCAGAUCAGUGGCAUGGCCCGCUGUCCCUACAGCCCUCAGCACAACUCCACAGCCCUGCUCACGGCCGGCGGGGAGCUCUACGCUGCGACGGCCAUGGAUUUCCCAGGCCGCGACCCUGCCAUUUACCGGAGUCUGGGCAUCUUACCCCCUCUCCGCACGGCGCAGUACAACUCCAAAUGGCUCAACGAACCAAACUUCGUUUCCUCUUACGACAUCGGAAAUUUUACCUACUUCUUUUUCCGAGAAAAUGCUGUGGAGCAUGACUGCGGGAAAACCGUGUUCUCCAGAGCUGCCCGGGUCUGCAAGAACGACAUCGGCGGGCGGUUCCUGCUGGAGGACACCUGGACCACGUUCAUGAAGGCGCGCCUGAACUGCUCUCGCCCUGGCGAGGUCCCGUUUUACUACAACGAACUGCAGAGCACUUUCUUCCUGCCCGAGCUGGAUCUCCUCUAUGGCAUCUUUACCACCAACGUGAACAGCAUCGCUGCAUCGGCCGUGUGCGUCUUCAAACUGAGUGCCAUCUCGCAGGCCUUCGCCGGGCCCUUCAAGUACCAGGAGAACUCGCGCUCCGCCUGGCUGCCCUACCCCAACCCCAACCCCAACUUCCAGUGUGGCACCGUGGACCAGGGCCUGUAUGUCAACUUGACGGAGAGGAACCUGCAGGAUGCUCAGAAGUUCAUUCUGAUGCAUGAAGUGGUGCAGCCAGUGACCACUGUGCCCGCCUUCAUGGAGGACAACAGCCGCUUCUCCCACGUGGCUGUCGACGUGGUGCAGGGGCGCGACACGCUUGUCCACAUUAUCUAUUUGGCCACAGACUAUGGCACCAUUAAGAAGGUGCGAGCACCCCUGAAUCAGACCUCAGGCAGCUGUUUGCUAGAAGAAAUUGAACUGUUUCCAGAUGGGCAGAGGGAGCCGGUCAGGAGCCUGCAGAUCCUCCACAGCCAGAGCGUCCUGUUCGUGGGCCUGCGGGGGCACGUGGCCAAGAUCCCCCUGAAGAGGUGCCAGUUCCACCGCACACGCAGCGCCUGCAUUGGGGCCCAGGACCCUUACUGCGGCUGGGACCUGGUGAGGAAGACGUGCUCGAGUUUGGAGGACAGCCUGAGCAUGACGCAGUGGGAGCAGAGCAUCGCUGUAUGUCCGACCAGGAAUCUCACUGUGGAUGGACGCUUUGGUGCAUGGUCUCCAUGGACGCCCUGCACGCACACAGAUGGCAGUGCUGUAGGAUCUUGCCUCUGCCGAACCCGCUCCUGUGACAGCCCGGCCCCACAGUGUGGCGGCUGGCAGUGCGAGGGCCCCAGCGUGGAGAUCGCCAACUGCUCCAGGAAUGGAGGCUGGACCCCCUGGACGUCCUGGUCCCCCUGCAGCACCACCUGCGGGAUCGGCUUCCAGGUGCGCCAGCGCUCCUGCAGCAACCCCACGCCCAGGCACGGGGGCCGCGUGUGCGUGGGGCAAAAUCGCGAGGAGAGAUACUGCAAUGAGCAUUUGCUUUGUCCGCCACACGUGUUCUGGACAGGCUGGGGUCCUUGGGAGCGGUGCACAGCGCAGUGUGGGGGUGGCAUUCAAGCUCGCCGCAGGACCUGCGAGAACGGGCCCGACUGUGCAGGCUGCAACGUGGAGUACCAGCCCUGUAACACCAACCCGUGCCCUGAGCUGAAGAAGACCACACCCUGGACACCCUGGACUCCUGUGAACAUCUCUGACAACGGUGGGCACUAUGAGCAGAGGUUCCGAUACACGUGCAGAGCCCGCCUGCCCGAUCCAAAUUUGCUGGACGUGGGAAGACAGAGGAUAGAAAUGCGCUACUGUUCCAGCGACGGGACCAGCGGCUGCUCCACGGACGGGCUUUCUGGAGAUUUCCUGCGUGCUGGGAGGUACUCAGCCCACACCGUCAACGGGGCUUGGUCGGCCUGGACGUCAUGGUCUCAGUGCAGCCGGGACUGCAGCCGGGGCAUUCGGAACCGGAAGCGCGUCUGCAACAACCCGGAACCCAAGUACGGGGGCAUGCCCUGCUUGGGGCCGUCCCUAGAAUACCAGGAAUGUAAUAUUUUGCCAUGCCCAGUGGAUGGUGUGUGGUCUUGCUGGUCGCCCUGGUCAAAAUGCUCGGCAACCUGUGGCGGUGGACACUACAUGAGGACGCGCUCCUGCACCAAUCCAGCCCCAGCCUAUGGAGGGGACAUCUGCCUGGGGCUGCACACGGAGGAGGCGCUCUGCAACACCCAGCCCUGCCCAGAGAGCUGGUCGGAGUGGUCAGACUGGGCCGAGUGCGAUGCGUCCGGCACCCAGACCCGUGCCCGCCAGUGUAUCCUCCUGUUCCCCGUGGGCAACCUGUGUUCUGGCAACAGCACAGAGAGCCGGCCGUGUGUUUUCGACUCUAAUUUCAUCCCAGAAGUUUCUGUGGCAAGAUCCAGUAGCAUAGAAGAGAAAAGGUGUGGAGAGUUCAACAUGUUCCACAUGAUCGCCGUGGGGCUGAGCAGCUCCAUCCUCGGCUGCCUCCUCACCCUGCUGGUCUAUACCUACUGCCAGCGGUACCAGCAGCAGUCCCACGAUGCCACCGUCAUCCACCCCGUGUCACCUGCCCCUCUCAACACCAGCAUCACUAACCACAUCAACAAACUGGACAAGUAUGAGUCGGUGGAGGCCAUCAAGGCAUUUAACAAAAACAACUUGAUCCUAGAGGAAAGAAACAAAUACUUCAACCCACAUCUCACCGGAAAGACCUAUUCCAAUGCCUACUUUACAGAUCUCAAUAAUUAUGAUGAGUACUAAUAGGUCUUAGAUUUUUGGCUUCUUGUAAAUCCCCAGUUCCUGAAGGCCUGAGCUCCAUGACUGCCCAUGUUUUUGAGGCUUCAGAGAUGAAGUUUGGACACACGUCAAGAACAUUUCAAGCCACAAGUGUCCCACUGCUGCCAGAAAAGUACAUGUCCUUAAAAGCAACAAAACUCUGGAUAUGACAUGGUGAAAAUCUGCUUUAUGACACUUGGUCAUUGUUGAAUGAGCCAUGAUGGGAAAUUUUUAAUUGUGUUCAGCCCAUUUCUCUAACAGGUUCAUGUUUUGGUUUUUUUUUUUUUUUUUUUUUUUUUGAGCUUUAUUUUGUAAAUGUGCCACCCAAGUUUGAAGGAGUCUUUAGAUAUAUGAAUGUCUUCUUGCUUUUGAGCAUAAAUCUUCAUGAUGUUUUAAUUCAAGAAAAUAGGCACUUUAUCUGAGAGUCCUCCCCCACCCAAGGAGUGCUUAAGUCCAUCAUAUUUGAUAAAAUGAAGAAAAUGAAUGUGGCCAAACAAUUAUUCAUCCUCAAUCUCCUCCCCAAUAGGGAUAAUACUGUGGAUUCUUGGAAACCAUCUUUGUUUGGAAGUGGAAUGACUCUUGCCUGGGGAAGCCCAGGGACCCCACCUGCCUGCACCUGCAGAGGUGGCGGUUGGUCACAGUGAGGCUCCACCGUGGUCCUGACGCCCUUGCUAUGUUGUCACUGGUGGAGGGAGUGCACAGAGCAGAGCCACAGACAUGGGGAAGCUGCAAAACCAGCCUGAUGCUGACUGUUGCAUUUCAUGGCAUUCCAGGGAGCUCCUGGCCAUGCUGUUGGCCUGGAAGCCACCUGGCCUGGUCCACUGUAAAGUCCUGAAGAGCCAGUCUGUAAAUAACCACCUGUUUAGCUUUUGGAUUGACGGCACGUCUCUCCCUGCGAAGAAAAGUUUUGAAGAUUUAUGAUGCCAAUUGGGGAAAGUAUUGGAAGUGUUGAACUAUAACUGAAAACAUUUUAUAUUCCGUGUUAUGGAAAGCAGUGGAAGAACUGACAUUAAUGAAAAUCAAUUUGUUAUUGUCUGUCUCCCUGGUAUAACCAAUGUGUAGCCAUCAGCCCCCACCGAGAGCAUUAACGAUGUGUGAAGCUGGCUCUCUGCAGCCCACUGUCAUCUGUGUGGGUCCCUGAGCAGUGCUAUUGCUAAGCCUGCUGUCACCUGCAGGGUGCUCAGCUCUGGUGCCUUCCCUUCUGCCCACCCGCCUGGUGCACCCAGCCCUACUUCUCCCUCCAUAGAAGCAGAGGUAUUUUAAGAUCAGAAGUCAGGGUAGCUGGAAGUAAGGUUUUAUUGAACACCGUUGUCUCAACAUUGAUCACUGAUAAGCAUUUCAGAGUGUUAUAACUCCAUUCAUAGAGGACUCCAGGAAAUAAAUAAGUUUCUCACUAACAACCAAUUGAUAACAUAUGGCAGUUGGCUGAAUAUUGAGAGUAAGCACAGGACUGAGGAUGCUCAUCUAGUGCCUGCGCGCAUCGUGGUAAAGGCCUGGGAAGAUGAGGAAACAUGUUCUUAUUGAAAAAUGAACCUUCAGAUAUGUCAAAAAUCUAUAGUAAGGGUGUUAAAGAGCACAGUAUUUUAUUAGCAUAUAUGUUUUUACUCUUUCCAAUUUAAAGAAACAAUUUCGGAAAGUGUUGGAAAAUCCUUAUGUUUAAGAAGGAAUAUUAUUGAUAUCAAAAUAUUCUCCUAAUAACCUGAAUGGGCAGCAAUGACUCUGUAUUUAUAAUUAGAAUUAAAGUGGUAGGAGAGCUCUGGAAGGGCUGUUAGAUUGUGCAUGGAUGACGUCCAGGCCUUCUGCAGGGACUUUGUAUCAUGUCUCAAGCAUCUCUCCUGUGCGGUGUGAGGGUCCUCUGUGUACAGAUGGACACUCAGAGGCCCACCCAGUAGGUGAAAUUUAGCUAGACAGGUUCCUAAUCGUUCCUGGGUUUUCCUUGGAUACUUCAAAGCAUCUCAUCACUCUCCUGUAAGGAGAACCAUCCUCACCGGGUAGCUCAUUUAACCGGUAUUUUAAUCCACACCCCCAUCACCCAGUAUCUUCUAAGCUUAAAAGGAGAUUUUAUCUGUCUGGGAAAGAGGAUGCUGAUUUUUCAAGAAUGUGUCACUGGAUUGAUGAAAAAUGCUUUCUAAAUGACAUCCACGCUGAUCUUUCAUCAAUCCUACGCAAUCACUGUGGGAAACACCCUCCCCCCACCACAGAAAUUUCAUGUUGCUGAUUAUAUAGACCUUCAAGAUUAGCACUGCAAAAAUCCCCUAAUUUUUGUUCCCUCACACUAUCACUCUACCCCAAGGAAAAUUCUUUUUCUCUCUCUCUCUUUUUCUUUCUCUCUCUCCAAUAGAAGAAUGAUGGGCUCAGAUCUGUGAACCAUGAUGUUGGCAUCAUCUGUAAAUGACUUUGGGUAGUGAGGACAUUUCGACAGUGCUGAUUCUCCCCAUCCACAAGCAUGAUAAGUGUUUCCAUUUGUUUGCGUCAUCUGCGAUUUCUCUCCCUGGUGGUUUGUAGUUCUCCUUGUGGAGAUCUGUCCCUUCCUUGGUUAAGUAUCUUCCUAAGUAUUUUAUUUUCUUUGUAGCUCUUGUGAAUGGCAUUGAGCCUUCAGUUUGGUUUAGAAUAUCUUUAGCUGUGUUCGGAUUAUUUUAACCUGCGGUGGGAUGGCUCUUGCUGCCCCUCGCUGCGUGGCGUAGCUUGUGCCUGCGGGCCUCCCACACCAGGCCUCUGCUCGCUACGCAGCCCUCGCCCGCUGGGUUUGUGCCACAGUAUCUGCUGCCUCUGCUGAGCCCCCCUCGCAGGCAGCGCUUCCUGGGGCUGUGCAGUUUGGGGUCCUGCUAAAUGAAACCUUGUGGGUCGUAUUCUAAAUUCCCGCAUGACUUUUCUUAUCUUUUUUUAAUUUUCCUUGCUUUCCUCCUUCCUUCUUCCUUCUGUCCUUCUUUGUUUAAGGCACACCUAUAGGAAUAUGAAGUAAAAAGACAUUAGUUACCAUUUAAUUCCUGCAGUUCUCUCUGGCUGCACUUGAGGUCUGGCUGAUUUCAUCAGGAAGCUGGCUUUUAGUUGUACGUUUAAAUUCUUUGCAGGAGACACCGGUGCUGCUAGGAUCCCUUCUCUAGAUUAGACUAAUCACUAUCUAUUUUCAGUUCUAAAAGGCUGGGACCUUUGACAGGAGGAAGAUCAGAAGUUACACAUGUGGCUUUCCCAUGGUUUGAAGGACAAGUGGUUUUGAUGAAACUGGGGGCUGUGUCCUCUCUGAAUGGUGUGGACUCUGUGACUUCCAAGGAGCUCUGGGGCAGCCUCAGCUGCAUGGGAGGGUCACAGUCCCCAGACACCUGGGCAUGUCCUCCAGAACCCUCCACUUCACCCUGAACUUAUGUCUAUGCUGUUGCCCCUGUGACUUCCAUGAGGCAUCUGAAUGUCCCUGCUCCUGCAGAGAUGUUCAUGUGAGUCAGCUCAGGUCAGUUCUGACUAGAAUUAGCAUCCACAUUGGGGUCCUACAGAGAACCCUGGUGCAUGUGGAGAGGUGGGCUGGGAUUCUAAAGGAAAUUAACAGGAAGUGACGUGAGGAUAUCCCUGCCAUGGAGAAACACCUGUCCCUAGGGAGGGUCAGCUGUGGGUGGACCGGGAGUCUGGCCCCACUGACCCAUGAGUGGUGCCAAAAAGAAAAGAAGCAAUUUGGGGAACAGGUGGGAGUGGGUGAUGUGAAGUGGGGUUCUGGUCACCCCAACACUGAGUCUUGUAAGGUGGUCCCCAGGGGGAUCAUAACCCACAUGCCGAGAUGUGUGGCUCUGGGUCUUGGACUCCUCCAGGACCAACUGCCCAGAGUGCCAGAUUUUUAGCCAAGUAUCCCUUUAUUUCCUUAUUUAUCUGCAAAAGGUAGAAAACCGUGGGAUUCAAAGCCUAUUUCACUGCCUGUCUCCACUGGAGUCUUUGGUAGAGUGAGAGGGGCAUGCCGUCCGAGUUAUGGACAGAGUGUCAGCAAGGGGUCUCUGUGUCUCCAAGAUGUCAUCUGAGGGUGUAGAUUAGAGUGUACUUGAAUGUCCAGGGAAACUUCAGAUUGUAAGUGUAAUUUUUAUCAUAUUUAGACUUGAUACAAGUGUAUCAGUUCUGUGUUCAGCUGAUCACCUUUUCUAAACAGACCCUUCAUCGUGUUUGAUUGAAAAAUAUCCCUAUGCUUCUCUAUAGUAAUUUUUUGUUGUUUUUAGAGUAAGUCAGAAAUGUUUUCCCAACACUGUCAAACUACUUCCUUAUCAACCCUCCCCCCCAGGCCAUCAACUUCCUUUAGCCUCAGAGCGUCCUGUGUGCUUUUGGUGGCAUUUUCUUGUGUGGGACAUUUUGUGUUAAGAGUAAUGCCAAUGAAUUCAGCAUUUCUGUCUCUAAAGAUGGCUCUGCAGCACCUAACCACAGGCAGAGGCCCCGGUGGUUGCUGUAAUGCACUGUGCCUGCAUCAACGCAGCCCUUUCCCACCUGGUGACAGGAGUGUGCCUGAGUCCCGCAGCUCUGAUAGUCAAUUCCCAUGAAGGCAUUAAUGACCAAUGGCAGAUGCUCUGUCAUUCUCUCUGAUGUGGUACAAACUGCAGUUCACAGAUGGUGUUGGCCAUGCCCAGCCAUCCAUACGCCCUAACCUCUGGCUCACUCCAUGGUGCCCCUGCCUACCUGUUAUGGGAGAUGAGAAGCCUUCCUGAGCCCCCAGCUUCUUUGGACAAUGGAGGUGAAAUGGGAGAACAUGGAGUUAUAUUCACUUUGUACUAAGAAAUGCACAAAAGGGAAUGCCUUGCAUACCGUGUAUUUUACUUGUAAAAUAAAAUAACUGGAGGGGACCAUUGUGGAAUUUGAUUCUGCUAUUCUUUCCUAUUGAGGUCAUUGAUAAUAAUUGAUUUAAAGACGUUUUACAACUUCCAAAAUACUGAGCCAGUGCAUUCAGGUUAUCUAUAUUGAUAACCUGAUAAAAGGAAAUGCAUUGCUUUCAUUUUGCUUCUUUUCUGUCUUGGAAUCUGAAAGGUAGUGAAUGAGAUGUCACAUUGGACUAAUUGGUGGGGAUUUCUAAACUGGCCCCCAGACCCCAUUUUUAUGGACUUAAGAUGCAUGUCACAUACUGUUUAGCAGAUGAAUCAAUGUUUUACUCAACGGUCACCUCUUGUUUUAUCAGAAAUUUGGUACCUAUCACAGAAGCAUCAGGAAUGACCUCUUCUCCUUUGAAAAUAAAGUUUACCCUGCAAGUGACUCCUGCAGCCCCCAAAAUCAAUCUUAGAGCCAGGCAAAAAGUGCACAGUUCCUAGUGAAUGCCGUCUCAAAACACAGUCCUUCUUGAGAGAUUGCUUUAGUUCUGCCAUAGAUGGCAAUCACUCGUAUUACUGGCAAUUGAGGCAAUAUCAAUUCUCAUUCACACAGACGUCUUUAACGCAUCCUACGAUGGGUGUCACUGUUCAGGGAGCUUUCAGACAUGGGAGGAGAAAGGCAGAUGUAGAAAGUCACUCUAUGGCAUUUCUUUAACUGAAAUUACAGGCAGGCAAGAACAUUUAUCCCACCUCUUCCUGUUUAGUCAGAAAUCUAGGGCCAGUCGUUCAAAUGUGAUCCUAUUUUUUUUCAGCUUUUUGGCAAUUUGAUGCCAGAUGGUCCAAAUGGUGGAUAAACGGCAGUAGGGAUACAAUGGUUCAAAUGUUAGAUAAAUAUACGCCAGGUGCAGAGUCUGGGAAACUUUCCAGAAUCCCGGAAAAGCAAAGCAAUUUUAUAUUAUAUUGGUAAAAAGAGAGUGUGGUUAGUUGCCCUCUAUGUAAGUGCAGAUAGUUUAAUUUCCUAGAAGAAGUUGCUAGUGCCUUGUUUAAGAUGAUGAUUUAUUAUUUUACCUGAAUAUUAACGGUUCCAAUUGGACUCAGAAGAUUGGUCAGAUGUACGUUACAGAAAAUCAUUCUUAUAUGCCUCUUUGAACUCAGGAAUAUGAAAUGACCAAGAAGCACAUCAUGUUCCGAUGUGAUUUUUGCCCUACUGGGGAUGUGGCACCAGAACAGGUGCAAUGGUGUGUUCAGAAUAGAGAUGAACCCAGUCUUGGCCUUCCAGAAACCAACAUCACCUAAUAUUUACAUCUUCCAAAGAACAGCUUAGUGUCUGUUCCAUAAUAAGAAUGUCGAUGUGAUCCCAAUAGAAGUCAGAAGCCUUUGUUUCUCUUUAGGCAGGUCCGUGCAUAUAGAAAAGUCAGAUACAGCUGAGAGCUGGCGCAAAUACGGUACAUAUGGACGGAGAGCUGCCUAGAACACACCUAUUAUUAUUAUUAUUAUUAUUAUUUUUAAUCAACAUGAAAACUACUUCACAAGUUCACAAGAUUUGUAACUCUUAAUUUGUAUUAAGAAAGUUAACAGUAUUUCUCUGCUAAUAGUGAUUAAUUUUCCCUUAUAUCGUGACUGUUGGCCUGAAUCAAGCAGGGACUUCUGCACAUUGAAAGAAAGCACAGUAUGAACCUUGAAGGCCAACACCCAGAUCCACGCCUGAAUCCAUGCCCUAUGCAAAGAAAAUGCACAGACUUGGUCCGAUGUAAAAUUCAUAGAAAAUGCGUAAGAAAACUUGUGUUAUGACACUUGAUGUGACUUGACUUUCAAAGCUAUUAAGAAAUGUUAAAUGCCUCAUUCUGUAUUAAUUUGCUGGUUCCUGUUUUGUGAUACAAAAUAAACAUUUUUGAGAUUUCUUUCACUUUUUUUCAUGAACCUUUUCCAAAGCCAACUUCGGCCCUUGGUAAACUUGCAGUUACAAAUCUUAAAAUUAAUUUUUAAUAAGAAUUACAAAUCAUAAUGGAGCUUCUUAAAGAACGCGAUAGCUUUACAUUUCCCCCUCACAUGAAUGAGGAAAUGGAUUUUUGGAUGCUUUGUUGGGAGGGCUGUGGAUUGCUGGGUAUUUUCUUCUGGGGCCAUAGGGUGCACCAUACUUUCCAUCCUUACAUUUGGUUGUCAGAUUUUCUUUGCAAGCAUCUUAUUAGAUAUAUGUGGUAGAAAUUUCCAAUCACCACUUCUUUCGUCUUUUCUGCCCCUCAAAUCUCUGGUCUCAAAUGCUCCCUGAGAGCUGUCUAGCUCUAUAUCUCUGAUUGUUGCUGCUGACAAUGAGCAGAUACCUGGUUUUCAGAAAUCAGUUAGAGACACCAGUUGCAGCCACCCGCUGAGGGAGCUCAGUCCCUGCUGCACUGGGUCACUGAUGGGAGUCAGAGAAGGAAGGGGUGGGCAGAGGUUACAUAACCAGUGAGUGGGACUUGACUCGCACCUGUUCUGAGCCUCAGUGCUAGGACAGCAAACAUGUUUAUAAGAUAAAAUUAGCUAUUUCUACAGAAGCAAAAGUGCUGUGCUCACAGCUCUUGGUGCAUUGCCAAUUUCUUUAUCUCAAUCUUCUUCAUCUUUUUUAAAGCAAUUCAUGAAGGAUGAUCCUGAGUGCGGCUAAGAGCGCACCAGUCCCCCUUUCACGGCAACCCUCUCCUUUCCAUUUCUAUUCACCAACAUUUGGGGGUGGGGACAAACUAAGGGAAUCCUAAUUAUGUACAGUAUAAAUUGUAUUAUAUAUUUUGUACUUAUGUUUUAUGUAAAUAGUUUGUCUCAUUCAAUUGUAUGUGAGCAUUGAAAUAAAUCCUACCAUUUAGG
Nycticebus coucang (slow loris) is the source of this 11461-nucleotide messenger RNA. It is a transcript of the gene SEMA5A, whose product is annotated as semaphorin 5A. The coding region runs from base 618 to 3842 and encodes 1074 amino acids. The transcript is spliced from 23 exons. Gene Ontology annotation, biological process: axon guidance; neural crest cell migration; axon extension. Gene Ontology annotation, molecular function: chemorepellent activity; semaphorin receptor binding. The record is from RefSeq and is a predicted model, not a curated record. NCBI's taxonomy places the organism in Eukaryota, Metazoa, Chordata, Mammalia, Primates, Lorisidae.